Messenger RNA from Parnassius mnemosyne (clouded apollo), 2896 nucleotides. NCBI's taxonomy places the organism in Eukaryota, Metazoa, Arthropoda, Insecta, Lepidoptera, Papilionidae. The record is from the annotation of a GenBank genome assembly.
AUUAAUGCAUAAUUUUAAAACCAUCAGCGAACAAAUAACAAUUACUAUGGAAAAUUACAGAAAAAUCGCAUAAUUUCGAUACAUGGCCAUUUAACGCCAGACCCAAAAAGAACCGACGAUGAGAAGCAGUGUCAAAGCUUCAAUAUAUUUGAUACUACUGUGAUCGCCAAUUUGCUUGGCAGGCGUGGCGAUUACGGCAAAUCUUCGAUCAACAAUACCCGACUAGAUGUCGGGUCGGCGCAAAAAAUUCGUCCAAGUAAAUAAGAGCGCACUGUAGACGUGAGCUCUUAUUUCAUUUAAUUGACUUGAAACACAGCCAAUGUAAACACGUUUCACAAUACCGCAAUGUGUAUUUAAAAGUUGCAAGAAUAAUGCCCGAAAAAGCAAUUUAACGGCCGGAGUGUCUUACUUUCGGUAAAUACACGUAGAAACUAAACUAACAAAUAUAUCAUAUUUGAAUUAUUAUACAUUCACGCGGACAGCAUUUAGCUAUGAUUUUGUACGUGACCCGUUACCUAGUUGGUAUUGUUGAUCGAAGCGGCAAAUCUUUUUUUUUUUUAUUUGAAGGUAGAGGAGAUGUGUCUAGCAGUUGAUUUUUAGUUUUCUACGAAGAAGAGAGAAGUAUGAUUAGCUCCUACAAGGUAAGUUCAACAUGGUGACUAUGAACUGGAAGAGGCCGAUAAUUGAGUUCUGAGAAUAUAAGGAUACUAAUAAACGAAUAAUGCCCAAUGUUAGUAUCAGCCUGAAAGUACAGCUUACAAUACUUUAGUAUAUACUUCAUAGUAUUGUUCAAUACUCUAAAAUAGUUUUUUCAUUGGCCGACACGAUAACAAUAUUGGGGCCCUGAAAUGUAUGCAGUUAUCUAUGUCUCAAACGACAGCGAUAUAUCGUCACAUGUCAAUACCAAGUCCGCUUCCAACAUAAUCGUUCCAAUAAAAUCAAGAAUCUGUGAUGUAAAUACACAUAGAAACGUUUGAUAUAUUUGUAUGAUAUAUUUAGAAUUAUAUAUUUAUUACCCAUAUGCGAUGGCAAUAUCCUCGUAGAGAUCACACGCGUGUAUGACGUCAUGUCGCGUGGGCGGCACCCGCACCCGCAGGCUGGAUCCCUGCAGCGUCGUACUCAGGCACAUGCGGGAUAGAAGCGUCGCCAAGCUAUCGCCCUCCUCACUUUAAACACAUCGUUAACUUCAUUAAACCACAACUUUUUACAGUAUAAGGAUUUAUAAAGCUUUUUUUUGUGGUUUGGAUAAACACUUGUACUAGUUUCACAAUAUUUAUUUUAAAUUAUUAUAUUAAUAAUAAAAUCGACCGGUUUCGACUCACGGCAUUUAUAAAGUUAUUUUUCAAAAAGCCCGUGUUUUUUUUUUCAAAGAAUCAGGUUGUCGGAUAUUCUGUUUAUCGAUAUUUUUUAUUUAACCAAAUUUUACAAGGUAUGUAAGGUACACCUAUACUUAAUAAUUACUCGAUUAGUAUCUAUGUAAAUUUCACGGUACUCGAGCAACCCGGGUUCGAUCCCCGCCAGCACCAAUAAAAUUGUUAAUUGAAAGGAGAUGUUCGAUUUUGGGCCACCACUAUGUACACUACAUAGAUAAAUAGGAAAAAAAUUGAGGAAUUUCAUAAAAAUACUAAGAAAUUAAUUUGAAAAAGGGUAUAGCCGUACAAAAAUGAUCAUUUCAAAAGUUUUAUGUUAUGAUAACCCUAUUUGAAGGGCAGCCAUGACAGUUGUGUUUGAUAUGACGUUUGACGACUGUGACAGUUUUAGAAGUGACGUCUUUGAGUCUUGUGAUUUGGGUUCUGUCGUGUGUUAUUUUAUAAUAACAAAUUCAGUUUCAGGUAUGUCCCCAUGCAUUUACUCGAUGUUUUGUUCAAAUGCUAUUUCUAUGUGAUGUUUUCUUCCCUUGUUCCAUAUUCUAAAAGAUUUUUACUCAUACUUAUUCCAGUUUAUUGACAAUGGCGUGCCUACAGUGCACCUCUGUAAUAGAUAAAAAUGAAUAAUAUUAUACUGCCGAUAAUAUGGGUCCCGAAAUAAUUUCCGUCAUCGAGCGGCAUCUUGGCCAUCUGGUUGAUGGAAUGAUGUGCUCACAAUGCUUUGCUAUCAUAAUGCAAGAAAUGUCUAAUGAUAGUGUUCUUGCACACGGAGAUCAUGAACUCCAGCAUUGCCAUGAUAGCAAUGUUUAUGUUAGGUGUAGGACAUCUUUGUUUAGGACGUGUGCUCACUCGAUUCCCGAGGGUGCAGAAAGGCAAUAUAUUGCUGAAACAAUUGCUCCAAGAGAGAUACCAGAGGGUGCCUUAAUAACACACAUUUACUUGUUGGGUACAUACAACAACAAGCAUACAUAGCAGCUUCUACUCUUAUGAAUAUGAAUGCAGGUGUAUGGUGCUGACGGUCUCUUGCCCAGACACAUAGCCACUCUAUACCUGAAGGACCUGAAUGGACCAUAAUAACAGAAACAAUAUAUCCAAGAGAGAUUCCACCAGGAGGACUGGUUUGCUAUGCUUGUUGGGUAGCAGCACAUAGAAAUGUGGAGCAUGCUACAAGGAUUGAGGAUAAUCGGCAAACUCCAGCCCCAUCUAGCCUUCACCAAGACUAUGUGUGCAUGAUGUAGAAUGUCGCUACACCGAAGGCUAACACACAUGGCUAGUGGUCCUGUGAGAGAUGAAGUUCCAGCAAGAAUUUACCCAAAUGAGUUACCAUAACAUGCGCUUUUUUGUUCCAACUGCUAGACAAAUGCACAGGAAAAUAUAGGAAUGGAGCAAGAAGUGGUGCAACAAUUUGAUAUGCAGCCACCAAGUGCAUCAAUAACACUUGAUGGUUUUACACACACAACACAGACAAGUGCUCAUUGUUUUGUGCCGGCUUGUAGCAACAUAGAACGAAAUAGAGUGCCGGAAUACUU